Messenger RNA from Aspergillus sclerotioniger CBS 115572, 1266 nucleotides. RefSeq names its product O-methyltransferase. The coding region runs from base 1 to 1266 and encodes 421 amino acids. The transcript is spliced from 3 exons. The record is from RefSeq and is a predicted model, not a curated record. NCBI's taxonomy places the organism in Eukaryota, Fungi, Ascomycota, Eurotiomycetes, Eurotiales, Aspergillaceae. Gene Ontology annotation, molecular function: O-methyltransferase activity.
AUGAGUCUAUCAUCCCAACUAGAACGAUAUGCAAGCCAGGCAUCGUCAAGCGCGACCGCCAUUGCCACGUACCUCCGAUCCCUUGAGGACGAACCGCUGAUAAUGGAUGGCGAGUCGAUGGCCGCACCCGCGAUUGCGGCUGCCCAGCUCCAGCUUGCCGAAGCCGCGUUUGAGCUUCUGAAUCUCAGCCGAGAUCCAGGCGAUGUUCUAGCGCAUCUGACAGCCGAUCUGCAGUUAAUCUGCGCCUUGCGAUGGCUGUGCCACCACAAUAUCCCCUCACUGGUGCCUCCUGACGGUCGCAUCUUGUACUCGGAUCUUGCUCAAGCCGCAGAGGUUCCCGAGACUCUCCUCCGCAGUUCUCUUCGACUGGCGAUGACCAGUCACCUGUUCCAGGAGCCCGGUUUGAACACCGUGUCCCACAGCCCGGUUUCGCGCCAGCUGGCUAGCAACCCUGGCCUCAAGUGUUGGGGGCGGUACUUUGCCGGCACCGUCAUUCCCACGGCUGUUCGGCAUCUGGAUGCCAUUGACACAUGGCCCGGUAGCAAGAAGGUGAACGAGACCGCGCACAACCUGGCCUUUGACCAUGACGGCUCCUUCUUUGACUUUGUGUCUCAAAAUGUCUCGCUCACCGUGGAGUUUGCCAACUCGAUGAAAGCGAUCUCGGGGGCAAGAUCAUUCAGCCUUUCCCACAUAGCCAGGAGUUACGAGUGGGCAUCACUGGGGCAAGGUCUGGUGGUGGAUAUGGGCGGCUCUACCGGCCAUGUCAGCGUCACGCUUGCAAAGGAGUUUCUGGACCUGCAAUUCCUCAUUCAAGACCUGCCCGAUGUUGUUGAACAGAGCAUCGAGCGGUUUGCGGACCGCAAGCUGCCCCGUUCCAUCACCUCGAGGAUCCGGUUCGAGGGCCACUCCUUCUUUGACCCGCAGCCGGUCCAGGGGGCAUCCGUCUACCUGCUGCGUCAUAUCCUGCAUGACUGGCCCGAUGCGGAGGCAGUGUUGAUUCUACGGAAUAUUCUGCCGGCAAUGGGGCCGAAGAGCAGGAUCAUCAUUUCCGAUAUCGUUCUCCCUACGCCGGGCUCCAUUCCUGCCACAGAGGAGCGCGUCAUGCGUUGUAAUGAUCUGCUCCUUCACCAGUUUACGAACACUUUUGAGAGAACAAUCGAGGAUUGGGAGGUUCUCAUCACAUUGGCAAGCGACCAGCUAUGCAUCCGCCAGAUCCAUAGAGAUCCGGGCAGUAUUCUGUCUCUGAUGGAGCUUACACUCGCAUAA